AUGGAGACCUGGGCGCACAUAUUAUUCGAGUGCCCGUGGACUUUUCAGGUUUGGGCCAGGUUAGUAGAUUGCAGUUUUCCCUACAGGCUGGCUUAUUCAAUUCCCCGUGAUAGCCAAGCUCUGGAAUUUAUCGCUCAUGCACCGGCGGGUAUGCGAUUUGCCCUUUGGUUUAUGUGGCGGGAACGUAAUAACAGGGUGUUCGAAAAUAAUCCUAAUUCUCCCUUUGUUGUAGUCAAGGAAAUUAUAUCGUUCUUCCAAUGGUGGCAGGAUACUCGGCUGCGGGCGGAUAGGUUCAAGGUUGGGGCUAGUCAUGUCAAUAUGCCGAAAGCUGUUACUUGGAACCCAUUUCACUGUACGGUCAUGAUCUUGCAUACUGACGGUUCGUCCAUGGGUAAUCUGGGUCCAUCCGGUUUCGGAGCUGUCUUGCGCAAUCACGAGGGGGUGUGGAUUGAGGGCAUUUCAGGGAAUAUAGGUAUUGCAGACAAUACUUUGGCCGAGGUGAUCGCAAUUCUUGAAGGGUUAGCAGUGGUUCGGAGGUGUACAUCUCUUACAUGUUACUCGAACUCGCAAGAGGCACUCCGGUUGAUUACCACGACAUCCGUAACUAAUCAUGUUAUCGGGGGUCUGAUCAUGAACAUUAGGGACAAGAUUAGCUCGAUCUAG
This is a messenger RNA of Striga hermonthica, 663 nucleotides long. Lineage: Eukaryota; Viridiplantae; Streptophyta; Magnoliopsida; Lamiales; Orobanchaceae. The record is from the annotation of a GenBank genome assembly.